Messenger RNA from Anguilla rostrata (American eel), 3890 nucleotides. RefSeq names its product protein associated with LIN7 1, MAGUK p55 family member a (gene pals1a). Gene Ontology annotation, molecular function: protein binding. The record is from RefSeq and is a predicted model, not a curated record. NCBI's taxonomy places the organism in Eukaryota, Metazoa, Chordata, Actinopteri, Anguilliformes, Anguillidae. Gene Ontology annotation, cellular component: plasma membrane; adherens junction. The transcript is spliced from 14 exons. Gene Ontology annotation, biological process: generation of neurons; protein localization to plasma membrane; establishment or maintenance of polarity of embryonic epithelium. Bases 335 to 2464 code for a protein of 709 amino acids.
AAAGUUCCUAAUUGUUCUGGCUGCCAAUCAAUAACGCUGUCUCAAGGGACGAGGAGAGCGGGGGCGCUGUGGAGUUGCCUUGGCGAAGGCUGGACUAUGGUGCGGCCAGUUUCCGCAUCCGAUCUGGGAAGCCGAAGAGGGAAAAGUCGGGACGACGCUGUUGCAUUUUACUAAAGGAUAGACUGUUUUGUUUGGCUUAUUGACUUCGAAACCCACGAAGGGUUUACUGGAAAUAAGAUAAGCGUAUUUCGAGCGGUUGGAAAUAGGCGGGCGCGGCCCCCGGAGACAGGACCCCAGCUCGGAACAAGGGUGUCAUGGCCCCGGCCCUGCGGAGAUGCAGAGAUCACCGCUCGUAGCGCGCGCCACCCACGCCACACGGACCGCCGACUACUACUACGCGGGGCGGGGCGGGGCGGCGACGCCCACGACGGCGGCGGCGGCGCACAUGAACGGCCACGCGACGGAGCCCGACGGCGACGGGGCGGGCGGAGUCCCGGACGAGCAGCCCCAGUGGCAGCGGGAGAUGCCCGUGGACUGCCCGGGGGACCUGGGCGCCCGCACCCUGCCCGUCCGGCGCAGCGCCCAGCUGGAGCGCAUCCGGCAGCAGCAGGAGGACCGCAGGAGGCGGGAGGAGGACGGGCGGAGCAAGCAGGAGCUGGAGCUCAACUCCUCCAUGCGCCUCAAGAAGCUGGCGCAGAACCCCAAGGUGGGGAUCGACAACCCCACCUUCGACCCCGUCGAGGGGCCCGGGGGGCUCAUGGGACAGGGCCUGGGCCUGGGAGGAGCCCCCACCCUGCUAGAGCUUGAGGACUUGCUGAUGUCACUGAAGCAGGUCCAGCACUGUCUCAGCGACUCGCAGAGCCAGGAGGACGUGGCCCUGGUGCUGCAGCUGGUCCAGAAGACCGACUUCCAGAAGGCCUUCAGCAUCCACAAUGCGGUGGCGCUGCACAUGAACCGGCCCAGCCCUCCCUUUCCCCUCACCGCCCGGGUCCAGGGGCUGGCACAGGAGGUGCAGACCAUGUUGCAGACCACGCAGCAGAAGGAUGGUUUGGAGCUCAACGCCCUGCUGACCUCCCCACAUCUGCAGGGCCUAAUGCAGGCCCACGACAUCGUUGCGGAGCAGGAGAUGCAGCCCGAACCCCUGGGCCCCCCCGACGGGCCCUUAGAGACGCUGACGCAGUACGGAGGCGAGACGGUCAAGAUCGUCCGCCUGGAAAAGGCCCGGGACAUCCCUCUGGGCGCGACGGUGCGGAACGACAUGGACAGCGUGAUCGUGAGCCGCAUCGUGAAGGGCGGGGCGGCCGAGAGGAGCGGGCUGCUGCACGAGGGCGACGAGAUCCUGGAGAUCAACGGCGUGGAGAUCCGCGGGAAGGACGUCAACGAGGUCUUCGACAUCCUGGCUGAAAUGCACGGCACCCUCACCUUCGUCCUCAUCCCCAGCGCACAGAUCAAGCCCCCGCCCCUCAAAGAGACCGUGGUUCACGUGAAGGCGCACUUCGACUACGACCCCUCGGACGACCCCUACGUGCCCUGCCGGGAGCUGGGGCUCUGCUUCCAGAAGGGCGACAUCCUCCACAUCAUCAGCCAGGACGACCCCAACUGGUGGCAGGCCUACAGGGACGGGGACGAGGAGAAUCAGCCCCUCGCGGGCCUGGUCCCAGGGAAGAGUUUCCAGCAGCAGAGAGAAGCCAUGAAGCAGACGAUAGAGGAGGACAAGGAGCCUGAGAAGUCAGGAAAACUUUGGUGUGCAAAGAAGAACAAGAAGAAAAGGAAGAAGAUCCUGUACAACGCCCAUAAGAAUGACGACUACGACAAUGAGGAGAUCCUGACCUAUGAGGAGAUGGCGCUGUACCACCAGCCGGCCAAUCGCAAGCGGCCCAUCGCCCUGAUCGGCCCGCCCAACUGCGGGCAGAACAACCUGCGGCAGAGGCUCAUGAGCAGCGAGCCCGACAGAUUCGCCGGCGCCGUGCCGCACACCACGCGGAACCGGCGGGAGAUGGAGGUGAACGGGCGGGAGUACCACUUCGUGUCGCGGCAGGCCUUCGAUGCCGACACGGCGGCCGGGAAGUUCAUCGAGUCCGGCGAGUUCGAGAAGAACCUGUACGGCACCAGCACCGACUCGGUCCGGCAGGUGAUCAACACGGGCAAGAUCUGCCUGCUCUGCCUGCACACCCAGUCCCUAAAGGUCUUGCGAAGCUCGGACCUCAAGCCGUACAUAAUCUUCAUUGCCCCUCCGUCUCAGGAGCGAUUGCGGGCCCUCCUGGUAAAGGAGGGCAAAAACCCCAAGCCAGAGGAGCUGAGGGACAUCAUUGAGAAGGCCCGGGAGAUGGAGCAGAACUUCGGCCACCUUUUCGACGCUGCGAUCGUCAACACGGAUCAGGACAAGGCCUACCAGGAGCUCCUGCGUCUGAUCAACAAGCUGGAUACGGAGCCCCAGUGGGUCCCCUCCUCCUGGCUACGCUGAGGAUGAGCGUCCCUCCAGCUCAUUCCUGCAUUCUGGCGAUGCUGAGGAUGAUCGGCCGCCGGCCUUUCUCGGCCUCCUCCUGACUACGCCGAGGAUCAUGGGCCCCCCCUGCUCUUUCCCCUUCAGGCUACUCUGAAGAUGAGCAGCCCCCAGCCCUUUCCUCUCUUUCUGACUUUGCUGAGGAUGAUUGGUCCUCCACCUCUUUCCCUUCCUUCUGAAUACGCUGAGGAUGAUUGGUCCUCCACCUCUUUCCCUUCCUUCUGAAUACGCUGAGGAGGAUUGGUCCUCCACCUCUUUCCCUUCCUUCUGAAUACGCUGAGAAUGAUUGGUCCUCCACCUCUUUCCCUUCCUUCUGAAUACGCUGAGGAUGAUUGUCCCUCCAGCUCUUUCCCCACCCUCCUCAGCUGUGCUAAAGAUGGCCAUGUUGCUCAUCUCCCCCAUCCUCUGUACUGCUGAAUCACCUAGAAGGAAUGGCUUUCAACCCUAUAUUUUGGCAAAAAAGCUGGGAGGUCCUUUUUUUAGCCUGCCUUCUGUAAGUGUACAGUCAUCACGCAUGCUGGAACCGACCCAGAAUCUAUUCCUUUUCUCAGGGGGCUGGAGAGGGGGCGUGUCCCUAUUGUAAUUGUUCUAUUUUUUUGUUUUAUUAUGCUUUUUCUUAUUCUUAAUUGUCAUCAUUCCAGAUAGGCUAUAUCUUCCAGCACUUGGUGGCAGCAAUAGAAAUAGUUGUCCUUUACUGCUUUUUGAUAUCUAUUUAUAAUUGUAAAUAUAUAUUUUAAAAUGAGUUUUGAUGAGGAAAAAAAUGGUAGUACAGAAUGCAUAUCCAGUGAAUCGCACUGCACACUAAUUUGCUUUACUGUGACCUCAGGCCCUGUGUGACAUGUGAUGGUCUGACGAGUGACGUGUGUUCAAGUUCUGAGUUGGUCCUAAACUGUACUGUUGUACUACUGUACUAUACAAAAAAUUUGUUCCACGCAAUUCGAUUUUCACUACUACUAAUAAGAAUUUUAAAAAGAGGAGGUAGGAGAAACAACACUAUUUUUUUAGAAUGAUAUCUUGUGUAGCAAUAACCCCCGUCAGUUUUCUUUUUGCAUCUUCGCCUGAAGUACGUCUGUCUCGCCCCCUAACAGAGGUUAAACAGUGUUCUCUAGUGUGACACUAACGGCGAAAGCAUUAGUGUCCUCGUACCGUAACGUUAAAAGGGAUGAAUGUAUCUUACCGCCUAGAUUAGAAACCGCACCAUUUAAAUCUCGGUUACCUCAGACUGGCGCGUGGCUGCCCUUCGUCUGAGUGAGGCAUUAGUCUGCGUUCACACGGCAUCGAGAACACGGUCGCUCACGCUUUCCUGUGGCGUCCAGGUGCUACAGUAGUUCCAAUAAAACUGGAUUACGGAGAAUUAAAUGUUUAGAUGAAAACACGAGAAAAAAAA